Adineta ricciae is the source of this 1695-nucleotide messenger RNA. NCBI's taxonomy places the organism in Eukaryota, Metazoa, Rotifera, Eurotatoria, Adinetida, Adinetidae. The record is from the annotation of a GenBank genome assembly.
AUGUGGAACAAGUCGAACAAAGUAUUCAACGCUGAAGAUGCACUAAAUGCGACUAAGAAUGAUGAAGAAACGAAAUGGAAGGAUAUGAAUAGAAAUCAACAGAUCAAAUUUGUGAUCAUUCUCAUUGCAAAACUACUGGGUUUAUUGAGUCUGCUAUAUUUCUUUGUAUGUUCAUUGGAUUUAAUGAGUUCCGCAUUUCGACUUAUUGGCGGAAAAAUAACUGGUCAAGUCUUUUCGGAAGGAUCAAUUCUUUCCAAUCCGAUCGCUGGAUUGAUGCUUGGUCUAUUAGCAACUGUUCUUGUUCAAAGUUCAUCAACAUCCACCUCAAUUGUGGUAGCAAUGGUUUCAUCAUCAAUUCUGCCUGUUCAGCGAGCCAUACCAAUCGUGAUGGGAGCGAAUAUCGGAACAUCGGUGACAAAUACGUUAGUUGCAUUGACACAAUCAGGAAAUCGUGAAGAAUUUAGUCGCGCAUUUGCUGGUGCAACUGUACAUGAUAUGUUUAACUGGUUGACGGUUCUUGUUUUAUUGCCUCUCGAGAUUGCAUCAGGCAUGCUAUAUCGUCUAACCGGUGCAAUAACCAAUUCAAUAGAUCUGCAACGGAAUCCAAAUUCCAAUCCAGAAUUUUUAACAGUUAUAACAAAGCCCUUGACAGAAACGAUUAUUCGACUGGACAAAAAAGCAAUACAGAAUGUAGCAUUAGGUAUUGCCGAUCCUGAUAUCUCGUUGGUAAAACGAUAUUGUUCGUUCAAAAACGAGAGUGACAAUGGAACGUACGUUCUUGUUCCAAAUGAAUACUGUCCAUUUUUAUUCGCGAAAGUCACUUGGCCAGAUUGGGUUCUCGGACUUGUUUUAUUGAUCAUAUCAACUGUUCUCCUAUGUCUGUGUUUGUUAUUUCUGGUGAAGAUUCUUCAGUCCUUGUUGAAAGGAACAGUGAAAACUGUGAUUUACAAAGUUGUCAACUCAAAUUUUCCCGGUAUAUUUAAACACUUCACACCAUACUUGGCCAUGCUGGUUGGAUGUGUCCUAACAAUUUUGGUUCAAAGUAGUUCGAUAUUUACAUCAACAUUAACGCCAUUAGUUGGCCUGAAUAUCAUCACCGUGGAAAGAGUGUAUCCGUUUACAUUAGGUUCCAAUAUUGGUACAACAAUUACUGGUAUUAUGGCAGCAUUGACAGCAGUGAGCACAAAGGAACUAAAAAAUUCGCUGCAAAUUGCCCUGUGCCAUACGUUCUUCAAUGUGUUCGGUAUUUUAAUUUGGUUUCCAAUUCCAUUUAUGCGACUUCCCAUCCCAUUGGCGAAAAAGCUAGGGAAAACAACAGCCCAAUAUCGAUGGUUUGCUAUUGUCUAUAUUGUAUCAUCAUUCUUUAUUAUUCCUACGAUCGUCUGUGCUCUUUCACUCGCUGGAUGGUACGUGUUUGGUGGUGUACUUGGUCCUGUUGUGCUGCUUAUUAUCAUUGUUGUCAUCAUCAAUGUUCUUCAAAGUCAUCGCCCAACGUGGUUGCCAAGUGGCUUGAGAAGUUGGUCAUGGUUGCCACGGCCUCUUCGAACGCUUAGCUGGUAUGAUGAACACUUAUUUAGAAAACAAUGCUGUUGUUGUCGCCGGAAACAAAAGGUACCUCCGGAAACGAGCGACGAGGUCCAUCAGAACAAUGACUGUUAUGCUGGCGACGAUCAGGACGAUGCAACCUAUUUCUAA